This is a messenger RNA of Camellia sinensis, 617 nucleotides long. The record is from RefSeq and is a predicted model, not a curated record. Lineage: Eukaryota; Viridiplantae; Streptophyta; Magnoliopsida; Ericales; Theaceae.
AUGGGUUGUGAUUCAGAUAGAUUGACUGAUCAAAGGGUUGUCAGCCCCAUUGAAAGACAACGUGAAGAAUUAGGAGAAGGACGGGAAGAGCUGGUGCUAAGGUUUUCCAAUUGUGAAUACCAUCAUCUUUCAAAGAAGCAAAAUUCAAGACAACAACAGAAUCAAACGGAGUUGUACUUCAACAAGGAUGGGUCUGCUGUUAAGAGACUGCAAAGUGGUGUGAACAGGCUUGCGGAUCUUGUUGGGGUUACUCUUGGUCCGAAGGGCCGGAAUGUUGUUCUAGAGAGUAAGUAUGGCUCCCCAAAAAUUGUUAAUGACGGGGUGACUGUGGCUGGAGAGGUUGAGUGGGAAGAUCCAGUAGAGAACAUUGGUGCUAAAUUGGUUAGACAAGCAGCUGCCAGGACCAACGACUUGGCUGGAGAUGGGACAACCACAUCUAUUGUUCUUGCGCGAGGUCUUAUCACCGAGGGUGUAAAGGUGGUAGCAGCUGGUGCAAACCUUGUUCUGAUUACCAGAGGCAUUGAGAAAACAACAAAAGCUUUGGUUGAAGUGCUUAAGCUAAUGUCUAAAGAGGUUGAAGACAGUUGAAAAUUCUAAGUGAUUCGUGAUUAGAUCAA